AUGCAAAAUUUGAAUCAAGUUGAACCAUAUGAUUUUUCGGCAGCAACUAUCGAAUUGGGUUUAAGUUCUAUACUCAAUAAUGAUACUCAUCAUCAUCAUCAUCAUCAUGAGAAACCAUCUACAUCGGUCAAUGAUGAAUCUUAUUUUGAAAAACUUCGAUCUACAGCUGAAUAUCGUCGAAAUAGGGAAGUAGAAUCAUAUGUGACAACAACGAACAUACCAAAUUUACUUGAAAAUUUUAUUGGAUCAAUUCAAUCUUGUACUACAUGGUAUUCAGACGAUAUGAAGAAUGUGAAAUCACCAGUAGCUGUCGUCUUAUGUCAACUUGAGUUACUCAAACAAAUUUCUAUUAAUAACGAAAUGAUAAAAUCAAUAGAAAACGAUAUAUAUGAACAAAGUAUACACCAACAAUUGAAUACAUGUACUUUUUCAAUGAGAACAUCACAUGGAAAUAUACAUUUUGAUUUUUCGAAACAAUCAAUUAACUAUGAUAUUUAUAUACAAUUAAUGCAACUUGUACGUUUGUCAAAUUUAGAUAAAUUUAUUGAAAAAAUAUUUCAUAAAUCAGGUUAUUUUGAUUGA
Molecule: messenger RNA, 582 nt
Organism: Rotaria sp. Silwood2
Lineage: Eukaryota; Metazoa; Rotifera; Eurotatoria; Philodinida; Philodinidae
Source: the annotation of a GenBank genome assembly